GAGGACACGAGGUUCCCGACUCGCUUGCAGGGAAAUCUGUUACACAGGAAGGAGGUUCACAUUGAUAUAAACUCCAGUAUCUUCACUAACAAUUCCUACCGCACUGCAAAAAAGCAUUUGUAUAUUUAAUUGCAAACUUGUGUAUCUUUGUUAAAGCAAAACCAACACUUAUCUCACCCAUUACCAACUUAACAUCUUAGCAAGUUUUAGUAGUUUCCUCAUUUUAGCAAGAAUAUUACAUAUUUCAUUGCAAGAGUAAAACAAUUAGAUAAGGAUACAAGUGAUCAAAAAUAAUGGUAAGAAGAUCCUACAGAUCAAGUUGCUUCAGUUCCCAGAUAACAGGUAACUUCAUAGAAAUCAGAGAAAGAGGAAUAAACGAAUAAAGAAGUAAGCAAAGCCUCGUGGCUGAAUCGGAUGGAUUUAUCGUGGAAUAAUAGCGUGGGCUGGGAUAAUAAUACCCAUAUCCAGGCCUCGCGUGUGCGACACAGAAAUUGGGUCAAUGCGAAGGGAACAGACGCGGAAUCGCCGAGGAUGAAUCUCGCAAAAGCUGCGCUGGAGGAUUUACUAGAACAAGCGAAAACAUUGUUCAUGUCAACCGUCAGACAAACUCUAGCUAAAAUAAAAAAUCUUUACUUCGCCUGGUUACCGCACAAUUCCGCUGAACACACAAUACUUCUGAGCAACGGUUAUCCGAUAUCUUCGAGUGUCUUCGUUAAGCGAAAAAAAACGGAUUAUCGAUUUUCUUGGUACGCUGGCACAUUCUUUACAUUCCAGAACAUUUUUCUGCCAAAUCAUAGCGAAGCGGUGAAAAAUACAUUCGCUGAACUAAUUUCGUGCUUAAAAUAAAGGCCGUUCGAACCUAAAAUAAAAAUUGAUGAAUUAACAAUCGAUCGAAAAUAAAUCUUUCGGUGGAAACGUUAUUGCGAUGACGUCAAACAUUGGUAUUUAUACGUGCUCUCUUCUGAAUACUUAUUUCAACGUCCGAAAUUCAAACGGUCAAUCGAUCGGCUUGGAAGAUGCAAGGAUUCUCACCAAAUUGCCAGAGUUUUACAAUACCUACUAUUCAAAAGAAUUACACAUGUAGAAAUUCAACUUGAUUUUUCUAAAUUAAGAAAUUAAAAAAUUUGUACUUUUAUGAAUUUGAAAGUCUGACAUUUCUAAAUCUGUCUUAACGCUACAGCAACGAAGAACCUAGUGUGCGAGUGGGCCAUAUAGCGAGACUCCACUUAACAUGCACGUUAGAAAUAAUUCUCUGUACUGAAGUAUUGAAUUUUUUUUCUAUUCCAGAGAGGAAUUUUUUCCAACGAUUCAAAGCGAACACGGAUCAGCUUUUACGCAACGCUAGCCACGAAUUUAUGACGGAGCCACAGAGAGCUCGGAAUUAGCACAACCUGAAAAUCGUCGCAGUAUUUUCGGCUGCUCUAGUAGGUACACGUGUUCGAAAGUUUCUGCAGGCUAUUGACUCGCUGCCUUAUCGCAAAAUUGAGACCUGUUAUAUUAUCGAUCAUAUUUAACGCGAUAUCGCUCUACGUUAAUGGAAAUCGAAAGAGUUACUAAUCUUAAUUUGCACGCAUUCGAUCGAUAUUAUAUAACUGUUCGAUAAAAUCGCAACAAUUAUCGCGAACACGAUAAUUUUGAUCGUGUUACGCCACGAAUAGAGAUGCAAAUCGAUAUACUACGACGAAGUUGCUAGGAAUCAGCCUCUGAAGUCAUCAUAUGUUAAUUAUUCGGUAAAAAGAAGUUAUUAAGAGUUUGAAGUACACUUAAAUUACAUGAAGAAAUAAUAGCUACACGAAAAUAAAAAAAGAAAAAUAAAAAUUACAAUAAAAAUGAUUUCGACAUGCGCAGAAAACCACUGCGCCGAUGCGGUGUAUUCGACGCAACAUAUCUAAUACAUGUACAUCUUCAGAACCAAUAAUAAAAAGCCUUUGUGCAAUUUUAUGCAAUUGA
Molecule: messenger RNA, 1950 nt
Organism: Megachile rotundata (alfalfa leafcutting bee)
Lineage: Eukaryota; Metazoa; Arthropoda; Insecta; Hymenoptera; Megachilidae
Source: RefSeq, a predicted model, not a curated record